CAUUGCAUUCGGGAGCUGUUGUGUUGUGUCUGCUUCCGUCAGUUUAUUCACUGCAUGCACUCCAAUAUCGCAAUUCACUUCGCUGAUUAAACUGCCAGGCAUAACACCACCGAUGUCCCGGAAUAUUCAAUUACCACCGGAGAUAAUUGAAUUGAUAUUUUCUUUCUGUGAUUGCGCCACAUUAAAAGUGCUCAAAAGUGUCGAUUGUGAUUGGCGAUCAUUGAUUGAGACGUUAAUUCAGAAACGCUGCUCGAGAAAUAUUCCAGACCUUGAUUUAUUGGAAUACAAAUAUAAAUUCAGCAAAGAUGGAACAAAACUAGAGAAUAUUUGUGAAAAUUGGGAGAAUUGGCAGGAUAUUGUCAAUAAUAUUGAAUUUGAGAAUGUUUCUUUUAUUUACGAGAAGAAAUACAUUUCAUGUGUUGCUGUUUUCAAUGAUUAUGUAGCUGUUGGUUUAGAUACGGGUGCUGUACACCUAUACAAUCAAACUGAAGACUUAUUGAAACAAUUUGAAGCUUUAGUUCAACGAGAACCUCAAUCAAUUAAAUUUGUUCCAGGUUUUUUACUUUCAGAAGAACCAUUUGCCCUUCUUGUUGAAUAUACUUUAGUAACCUGUAUUCAUGACUUUUCCCAAGAGUACCAAUCGAAUGUAUUUGAUCACCAACAAGUAUUUACAGCUUAUAAAAGUUACAUUUGUGGUGUUGCUCUUGAUGGUACUGUAACAAUAGCACAAAUCUACAAAGAUGAAGAUGAAAACACUAAAAAUCAACAAAUUAUGCUAAAAAUACUUAAAUUAGUGAAACUUCAAGUCCUAAUCACUAAUAAUAUAUUUGCUAGUUUAUCCUCUGAUAAAUGUAUGAUAUUAAGUGAUGAUAAAGUCUUUGCUAUUAACUAUAAAGACGAAAAUAACAAUAUUGAAGGAAUAGCAACCGAAAUCGCAAGUUUGGAUUUUGCGAUGAAUUCUGUUCCUGUUUUAUGGCGUGACGCGUUGAUUUUCUACGAUAAAGUGAUAAUAACUAAUUCACAACCUAGGGCCGAUACAGGGCAAAUUUUUGAAGUUUUUCUUCUUGAAAACGCCAUCAAUGGAAUUGUUUCAAGUGUAAAACGGUUUUAUCUCACUGAAGUGUUCGAAUCUCUGAUUACAUGUCUUUAUUUAUACGGAAGCACUUUAAUUCUGGGUUUUGCCAAUGGUGAAGUAUUGUUUUAUGAAGUACAUGACUUUCAAAGUUUGGAUUUGAAAAAGUACUCGAAAUUAAUUACAAUGUUUACGAAAUUAGGGCGGAUAUUAUCUAUAGAUGUGAUUGAAAGUUGUGGCAAGCGAGAGUUUUAUGUUGCUGGACCUACUUUUGUACGUAAAAUCACUGGAAAGUUAAGAAUAAAGUAAAAGAAAUGAAA
Messenger RNA from Dalotia coriaria, 1392 nucleotides. RefSeq lists its product as uncharacterized. NCBI's taxonomy places the organism in Eukaryota, Metazoa, Arthropoda, Insecta, Coleoptera, Staphylinidae. The transcript is spliced from 4 exons. Bases 113 to 1381 code for a protein of 422 amino acids. The record is from RefSeq and is a predicted model, not a curated record. Gene Ontology annotation, molecular function: protein binding.